Messenger RNA from Xenopus laevis (African clawed frog), 3155 nucleotides. It is a transcript of the gene piwil3.L, whose product is annotated as piwi-like protein 1. The transcript has 21 exons. The coding region runs from base 144 to 2762 and encodes 872 amino acids. NCBI's taxonomy places the organism in Eukaryota, Metazoa, Chordata, Amphibia, Anura, Pipidae. The record is from RefSeq and is a predicted model, not a curated record.
UUAUUAAUGCACAUUCCUAUGCUAUUAAAAAAGGGCGUUGGUUUGGGCAAUCUCUCCCUUUAAAAGCCUCAUACUGGCGGGGGAGGAUCUAAUCCUCAGACUGAAGCCAAGGAUCAACGAGCCACUGAUUACAAGUGUAAAUAAUGACUGGAAGAGCAAGAGCUAGGGCCCGUGGGAGAGCCCGUGGUCAAGAGCGUGGCCCACCAGGACAGGGAUAUGGUCCACCUCCUCAGAGGCCACCUCCACAGCAACAGCCUCCCCAGCAACCACCACCACAACAGCCCCUUGCACCACUGGCUGAGCCAGAGCUAGUAGGUCGUGGCCGCCAAAGAGGAGCUGCAGCAGCUGCUGCAAGGCCAAAGGCUGAAGAUCCUGUGCAGGCGAUCUCUGCUGGAUUUCAGGAGGUAACUAUCAGCGAACGUGGUGGCCGCAGGCGGGAUUUUCAUGAUCUCGGUGUGAACACUCGCCAAACAAUAGCGCACGUAAAGGAAUCAAAGACAGGUGUUUCUGGGAACACAAUCCAACUAAGCACCAACCAUAUAAAACUAGUAUCCAGACCCCAGUGGGUUUUAUACCAGUACCAUAUUGACUAUAAUCCCCAAAUGGAAUCGAGACGCUUGAGGACAGCUUUGCUUUAUCAGCACGAGGAGGUGAUUGGGAAAGCUCGGGCUUUUGAUGGAACCAUAUUAUUUGCACCAAAGAGACUAAAUAAGGUUACAGAAGUGUUUAGCCAAACACGAAAUGGAGAGAACGUUAAGAUCACUAUUACUUUAACUAACGAGUUGCCCCCUACUUCACCUACAUGCUUUCAGUUCUACAACAUCAUAUUCAGGAGGCUUUUGAAGCUGAUGAACAUGAAGCAGAUUGGACGCAAUUAUUAUAACCCAAGUGAUCCAAUAGAAAUUAGUCAACAUAGUCUAACCAUUUGGCCAGGCUUCACAACAUCCAUCUUGCAGUAUGAAUGUAGCAUUAUGCUGAGCCUUGAUGUGAGCCAUAAGGUUUUAAGAAGCGAGACUGUACUGGAUGUAAUGAGCAAACUGUAUCGCAUGUGCGGAGCCAGAGAUUUCGCCGACGCCGUCACUAAAGAACUACUGGGGCAGAUUGUUCUUACAAAGUACAACAACAAAACGUACCGUAUCGACGAGAUCUGCUGGAAUAUGACUCCACAGUCUACAUUUAAGAAGUCAGACGGCAGUGACAUUAGCUUUGUCGAUUACUACAGAACGCAAUAUAAUAAAGAAAUCAAAGAUCUGAAACAGGCUCUUAUUGCCAACAUCCCGAAAAGGGUGAGGCCUGGUGGUGACACAGGGCCCAUCAUUUUAGUGCCUGAAUUAUGCAACCUCACAGGCUUGACUGACCGAAUGCGGAAUGAUUUCGGUGUCAUGAGAGACCUAGCCGUUCACACAAGACUGGCCCCAGACCAAAGAGAAAAACAAGUUGGGAGGUUCCUGAGCUACAUUCACAGAGAUGAAAAUGUCCAGAAGGAGCUUCGAGACUGGGGGCUAAAUUUUGAUAAACAACUAUUGCAGUUUGUUGGCAGAGUGUCUCCUCCUGAAAGAAUUCUUCAAUCUGGAAGAACAGCAGAGUAUAACCCUCAGUUUGCAGACUGGUCUCGAGAAAUGAGAGGACAAACUCUGAUCAGUGUUAGACAUUUGGAUAACUGGAUCUUGCUGUAUCCCAGGAGGAACUAUGAUGCUGCUCAAACCCUCGUACAGACUCUAAUUAAAGUGGCACAGCAGAUUGGAAUGAGGAUGAGUCAAGUGAGGAUGUUUGAGGUAGAUGACAGAGCCAAUUCCUAUGUACAAGUUUUGAAUACUGAAGUCACUCCAAAUACACAGAUGGUUGUCUGUAUCUUGUCCAGCAUUCAUAAGGAAAAGUAUGAUUCUAUAAAGAAAUAUCUCUGCCUUCAAGUCCCCAUUCCAAGUCAGUGUGUUGUGGCUCGUACUCUGAGUAAACCACAAACCGUUCUUUCUGUUGCAACAAAAAUUGCGAUGCAGAUGAACUGUAAGAUGGGAGGAGAGCUGUGGAGCGUAGAAAUACCACUUGGUGAAAUGAUGGUCAUUGGCAUUGAUUGCUACCAUGAUACCUUGGCAGGGAAAAGAUCUAUCGCUGGGUUCGUCGCCAGUAUGAACAGAAGCUUGACUCGCUGGUAUUCUCGGUGUGUACUUCAGGACCAAAAACAGGAAAUUGUGGAUGGUCUGAAAACCUGUUUGCAAGCUUCGUUACAUGCCUGGUAUAACUGCAACAAAAAUUUACCUUCCCGGAUCCUCAUCUAUCGGGAUGGCGUUGGAGAUGGUCAGCUGAAAACCUUGGUGAACUAUGAAAUCCCCCAGUUCUUGGAUUGCAUUAAAUCUGCAGGAAGAGAUUACUGCCCCAAGCUGUCAAUAAUUGUGGUGAAGAAGCGAAUAAACGCCAGAUUUUUUGCACAUCUUGGAGGCAGGAUACAAAAUCCGCCACCGGGCACAGUUGUGGAUGUGGAAGUGACCAGACCUGAAUGGUAUGAUUUCUUCAUUAUCAGCCAAUCGGUGAGAGUAGGGACUGUCUCUCCAACACACUACAAUGUUGUGUAUGAUAGCAGCGGCCUGAAACCGGACUACAUGCAACGCCUUACCUACAAACUCUGCCACCUUUAUUAUAACUGGCCUGGAGUCAUUAGAGUGCCAGCUCCUUGCCAGUAUGCCCAUAAACUGGCCUUCUUGGUUGGGCAGAGCAUUCACAAAGAGCCCCAUCUGGCACUUUCUAACUGCCUCUUCUACCUGUAAAUGAAAUGGGGAAUGGAGUGUAUUUUCUUUUGUGAUGUUACUUCUGAAAUAUUUGUCCUAAAUCAAAUCUGUCGUUUUCCCUGUUUGUCCUAAAUUAAAUUCGAGUAGUAUUUGUUCUAAUUCAAAUUUGGGGAUUGUUUCCUUUACCUUUAUGUUUGUUAUAGGAUCUCUGUGACUUCUGCAGUCAUAACUGGCCUAUUGAAUGAAAGCAAUAUGCUUUACUUGCAAGCUGGCAAUUUUUUUUUCUUUUUGUUCCUGGAAAUGGAAAUCUAAAAUGUUCCAACACAAUGUAUAAGCGAUAGUAUAUAUCUAUGUUAAAAUAUGUUGGAUAUUUUCUUCGUUAUUCUUUGUUUGCUUGAAAAAUGAGUAAUAUAUUUUAGUUCCUUAACUGUG